AUAAAGUUAUCCAAGCGUAAACAUUAACGGAUGGAAGAAAAAUAGUUAUUAAAAAUAAUACAAAAAAUAUAAAUAAUCAUUAACAUAAUUUAUUAAAAAAAUAACAAUGAUAUUCACCGAUAAAUUCCAAAGAUUCCAAAUAAGAUUAUCACUCUUAAUGUUUAUAUUGUUUCUUGUCAUCAAUAAUACCGAAGCGGGUAGGGACCGAGAUCGAGGUCCACGAUGCGAGAAGCCAGAUUAUAUUGCAAAUGGUAGCUAUCGCAUAAGACGCGAUAGAGUAAUGAGAAUUACUUGUAAUAGCGGGUUUCACUUACAGGGACCUAAAACAAUUGACUGUGUACGUGGGAAAUGGGAGGGAGAAAAACCUGUUUGUGCAAAAAAAGGGUGUUCAAAAGACUUGGAACAACCUGAAAAUGGUCGUAUACAAAUCGAUAAUGAGGUUAAAGCGAUCUUGUACUGUUCGGAUAAUUACAAUUUAGCUGGAAAUCGGCACUCUUAUUGUAAUGGCACUCACUGGGAUCGACCUAUUGGAAACUGUCGUGAACGCAAAAAUGUCGUUCAACAUGAAUGUGAUUUUGAAACUGAUGAUAUUUGUGGUUGGACAUACGAGCCGCGCGAAGGACUAGAAUGGAAGCGAGUUAUGGCGGCAAAUGUCUUUACCACUUUUAAAACUGGACCGCGCCAUGAUCAUACCACAUUAACCGCAAAUGGUGGUCAUUAUAUGCUAAUGGAGAGUCUCACAAGACUUAACGAUGACGUCACCCUCACUUCACCCAUAUACGAUCAAGGUUUGAGUUUAAAAACAGCAUGUUGUUUUCAAUUUUAUUACUUCAUGUAUGGCGCUGGUGUCGGAGAUCUGUUUGUUAUCGUGAAGCCGGUAUCGUUGACUUUGGACGACUUGUUAAAAAAACAUAAAGAAUUAAUUAAGUUUCAAAAAUAUGGUAAUCAAAAUAACAUUUGGAAUGAAGCACAUUUUAACAUAGAAGAAUUAAAGGAAGACUUUCAGAUAUUGUUUGUGGCCAAGUCAGGUCGCGGACAAUUGAGUGAUAUAGCUAUAGAUGAUGUUAAACUCUUAACUGGCGAUGAUUGUAGAGCUCUGGACAACAAAGAGGAGGAAGAACAAUCUAAUGAGGAGUACGAUUCUACAACAUACGAAUCGAUAUUUGAAAUGCAGUCAUGUGCAGGACGGUGUUUUGAUUCACCAGGAGCUGGAAUUAUUCGUACCUCUGGCCAUCUUAAAGGGUUGUGUAAUUGUGAUACUGAUUGCGAAGAUAACGAAACAUGUUGUCCAGAUUUUCGCACAAUAUGUUUAAGUGAGUUAUUUGCGCAAUCGACAGUUUAUUCUAUAGUAGAUGAGACAACCCAGAAAAAUGAAGCAGUGAUCAGUAGUAAUACUACUGCUGCACAAACUACGUCUACAAGUACUACAAAAAAACUAACUACAGCAACUACUCCUUCCACUACAAUUAACACUACACCAACUACAAUUAAAACAACACCAACUCCAGUAAAAACCACGCUAACUACACUGAAAACUACUUUAAUCACUACAAAAACUACCCCUACUACAGUUACUACUACAACAACUUCUACCACACCAAAGCCUAAAAUUAUUGUGACAACAAAAACUACUCCAAAAACUACAACGAAAACAACGCCAAAACCAACACCGUCAACAACAACAACUACUUCACGUAAAAUUACCACCAAAACUACAGCUAAAGCAACAGCGACAACUACUACCACCACAACACCAGCUCCCACAACAACACAACCUAAAACUAUCACACCUAAAAUCUCUAAAGAUGCGACUUCUACCAAAAAAACAAUUCCUUCAUCAAAGCCCGUUGAAUACGUUAUAAAUGACAAAUCCAAAUCCGAAAAUACACACAACGGCUCCAGUCUACUGCUGUGUGUAUUUGUGAUACUAGCAGUCAUUAUUUUAGCCGGUGCUAUAUAUCGACGUUUUGGUGACAAAGCUGUAGCCUGGUACAUGAUCCACUUUAAGCAAGGCAAUCGCAACGACGAGGACUCGUCGUCAGUAUCAACGAGUUUUAAGCGGACAGAAGCGAAUUGUAGUGAUAUUGGCAAAAACUCAAAGGGCAACUGGCAUGUUAAAUCGAAAAAAUCAAGUACAAAAUAUAAUAUGAAAACUCCAUUGGUAAAUGAUGAUGACGAAGAUGAUGAUGAUAAUUGUGUAAAUGGAAAUAUUGCUUUAAAAAAUAAUAUUUAUACAGAAUUAUAAAAAUAUAUACAUAUUUAUUUUAAGUACCUUUCU
Lucilia cuprina (Australian sheep blowfly) is the source of this 2278-nucleotide messenger RNA. RefSeq names its product rho GTPase-activating protein gacF-like. Gene Ontology annotation, cellular component: membrane. Lineage: Eukaryota; Metazoa; Arthropoda; Insecta; Diptera; Calliphoridae. The transcript is spliced from 7 exons. The record is from RefSeq and is a predicted model, not a curated record. Bases 107 to 2245 code for a protein of 712 amino acids.